AUGUCGAUCGAAGAUGGCCUGAGAUAUUGGGCCCUUCAUUACAACGAAACGCUGCGGAGCGUGGAUAUGAUCUUGGCCCUUUUUAGAAAAGCAAAGGUAGCAAACUUACCUAAAACAGCAAAAACCUUAUUAGGAACCAACCGUAAGCCAUCGAUCGAGAUAAAGGAAAUAAGCGGUGGCCAGUAUUGGUAUCACGGAAUAGAAAAAUGCUUAUCAGUCCAACUAUGUAAUGCAAGACUAACUCAUGACAACUUAUCACUAAAUAUAUCAAUGGAUGGAUUACCAUUGCAUAGAAGUGGCAGCAUGCAGUUUUGGCCGAUAUUAUUUAAUAUUCAUGAGAUGCCGAAAGUUCCUGUGAUGACGGCAGCUAUUUUCUGUGGCAUGACAAAGCCGACGAACGUUGAGGAAUAUUUACGUCCCAUGGUCACGGAGAUGAACAACAUCAUGGAAAACGGAAUAAACUUCAACGGGAAACAUGUAUCGAUACAUCUAAGGGCCAUUAUUGCAGACACUCCAGCAAGAGCAUUCAUAAAAGGUGUAGUAGGACAUGCCGGUUAUAGCAGUUGCCAGAAAUGUACCGUCGUAGGUCAAUACGACAGCGCUGCUCGCACUAUUGUAUUUUCUGGGACACAAGCAACACAACGAACUGAUGAAGCAUUCAGGGAAGGCGCCUAUCCAGGACACCAAAGGACGACGACACCUCUUUUAGAUUUAAGAAAUUUUGACAUAGUCCAGGAUGUCGUGGUUGCAGAUCGUUUGCAUCUUAUCGAUCUUGGCAUCAUGAAGAGACUGCUAGUGGGCUGGCGAAACGGAACACUGGGAAAAAGAAAAUGGGACCAAACUCAAAGUGAAUUAAUAACGCAAGCCUUGCAGACGAUAAAACUUCCUUCUGAAAUUCAUCGUAAGCUACGUACAUUGAAGUAUGUAAAUUUUUGGAAAGGGUCCGAAUAUGCAUCAUUUUUACACUAUGCAAGUAUCGUCUUGCUGAAGGAACAUUUGGAGGAUAAUGUAUACGAGCAUUUUUUGUUGUUUUUCUGCUCUGUUACUCUUUUUUCUUCGUCCAUAUAUCAGCUAUACUGGCCGGUUGCUGGAGAAAUGAUGAACAAAUUUGUUGAAGACUAUGCUUCUAUUUACGGAGAACGCUAUAUCAGCAGCAAUGUGCAUAACCUGCAACACAUUUUGGAAGAAGUAGAACGUUUUGGUCCAUUAAACACAAUAUCCACAUACCCGUUCGAAAACAAACUGCAAUUUUUGAAAGGAACCGUCGAUGACACCAACAUUUGA
Anopheles coustani is the source of this 1284-nucleotide messenger RNA. RefSeq lists its product as uncharacterized. The record is from RefSeq and is a predicted model, not a curated record. The coding region runs from base 1 to 1284 and encodes 427 amino acids. NCBI's taxonomy places the organism in Eukaryota, Metazoa, Arthropoda, Insecta, Diptera, Culicidae. The transcript is spliced from 4 exons.